Molecule: messenger RNA, 780 nt
Organism: Ochotona curzoniae (black-lipped pika)
Lineage: Eukaryota; Metazoa; Chordata; Mammalia; Lagomorpha; Ochotonidae
Product: cytochrome b5 domain-containing protein 1
Exons: 4
Coding region: 1-687 (228 amino acids)
Source: RefSeq, a predicted model, not a curated record
AUGCCGCGCCGGGGGCUCGUGGCUGGGCCCGACUUCGAGUAUUUCAAGCGUCGCUUUUUUACGCCGGCGGAAGUGGCCGCACACAACCAGGCCGAGGACCUCUGGGUGUCGUACCUGGGGUACGUGUACGACCUGACCCCGCUGGCGCAGGAGUACAAGGGAAACCUGCUGCUGAAACCCAUCGUGGAGGUCGCGGGCCAGGACAUCAGCCACUGGUUUGAUCCGAAGACCAAGGACAUCCGCAAGCACAUCGACCCCCUGACAGGCUGCCUGCGGUACCGCACCCCGCGGGGCCGCUUCGUGCACGUGCCGCCCCAGCUGCCCCGCUCCGACUGGGCCAACGACUUCGGGAAGCCCUGGUGGCAGGGGUCGCAGUACGAGGUGGGACGACUGUCCCCCAAGACCCGGAACAUCCGCAUCAUCAACACGCUCACGUCCCAGGAGCACACGCUGGAGGUAGGGGCGCUGGAGUCCAUGUGGGAAAUCCUCCACCGCUACCUCCCCUACAACGUGCACGCGGCCAGCUACACGUGGAAGUACGAAGGCAAGAACCUCAACAUGAACGACACCCUGGAAGAGAACGGCAUCCGGGACGAGGAGGAGGAGUUUGACUUUCUUAGCAUGGAUGGCUCGCUGCACAUCCCCGCGAUUCUGCUCUAUUUCAACGAUGACCUCACAGAGCUGUAGGAGAGGAGCUGCCAGCUCCCGGAGAGUGGAGGCCACUUGGAGUCCGACCUGUCUGUGCCCUGAGGAAAAGAGGGGGAGGGGAGUGCUGGGCCA